Molecule: messenger RNA, 3319 nt
Organism: Pangasianodon hypophthalmus (striped catfish)
Lineage: Eukaryota; Metazoa; Chordata; Actinopteri; Siluriformes; Pangasiidae
Product: glypican-6-like
Exons: 9
Coding region: 217-1779 (520 amino acids)
Biological process (GO): regulation of signal transduction; cell migration; regulation of protein localization to membrane
Cellular component (GO): extracellular region; cell surface; plasma membrane
Source: RefSeq, a predicted model, not a curated record
GGAAGCGCUCACACACACACACACACACACACACAGCUCGAGAGCCGUCGCGCGCGUCUCUGAUUAUGAUGAUGAUGAUAAUGAUGGUGGUGGUCGCUCAACCCGGAAGUGGAGCUGGAUGAUAUAUAUAUAUUUUUUAUGCGUAAUAAUAAGAUUAAUUGUUUUCCUCAUUUCUUUCAUCAUUGUCGUUGCUAUUAUUAAUAACGCGAAUGUGCGAUGGUGCUCGCGCGCGCCGCCGCCGCCGCUGCUCUCUUUCUGUGCGCGCUCUGUGCGCUGGCGUGCGCCGAGGACCGCGCGAGCGCCGGCUGUAGCGCGGUGAGACAGGCGUACAGGGACAUGGGCUUCAGCUCCGGGACCGUCCCCGAGAAUGAAACGGCAGGUGACUACCUGCAAGUGUGUGCGCAGAACUGGACGUGCUGUAGCGCAGAAAUGGAGCAGAAUUUCAUUGAGAGGAGUAAGCACGAGUUUGAAAAGUUUGUGGACGAGGCGACCGAAGACUUGAGGAACACGUUUGAGUCCAGAUAUAAAAGGUUUGAUGAUUUCUUCCUGGAGCUCCUGGAGAAAACCGAGCGCUCGCUGAAUGAGAUGUUCGUACGUACUUACGGCGAUCUGUACACGCAAAACGCUGACGUUUUCCAGCGACUGUUUUCUGAACUGAAACACUAUUACACUGGUGGAAAUGUGAACCUGGACGAGAUGAUCAACGAUUUCUGGACUCGUCUGAUGGAGCGCAUGUUCCAGCUGCUGAACUCACAGUACGACAUCAAUGACGAUUACAUGGAGUGCGUGAACAAGCACAUGGAUGACCUCAAGCCCUUCGGCGACGUGCCCAAAAAGGUCCAAGCUCAAGUGUCGAGGGCGUUUGUCGUCGCUCGAACCUUCGUCCAGGGACUCGGAUUUGGACAGGAAGUGGCUACCAAUGCAUCCAAGGUUAACAUGAGCGCGGAGUGUGUUAGCAACGUCACUGAAAUGCUGUACUGCUCGUACUGCCAGGGAGUGACGGUGACGAAGCCGUGUAAAGAUUCCUGCCUUCAUGCCCUGAAGCUCUGUUUGAGGCAGCAGCUCGGAAUGGACGACGACUGGACGCGAUACAUCGAUGCGAUGUUACUGCUGAUCGAGAGACUCGAAGGGCCGUUCAACAUCGAGUCCGUCAUGGAGCCGAUCGACGUCAAAAUUUCAGACGCCAUCAUGACUAUGCAAGAGAAAACCAUGGAAUUGUCAUACGAAGUUUUUCGUGGUUGUGGUCAGCCAAAGCUUUUGGAAAAGAGCAGAGUUUCCCGCGACGUCUCAGGCACAUUCGAUGCCGGAUUUACAACAACUGAGUCUGCUGGCACAAACCUCCAAAAACUGGUAGCGGACGUUAAAGGGAAGCUGUCGCAGUUUAAAUCUUUCUGGUCGUCGCUGCCCGAGUUCGUGUGUCAGGAUGAAAACGUAGCAGCGAGACCAGACGAGACAAACUGCUGGGACGGAGAGAAACAAGGCUGGAACAUCUCUGACGUCUUCGAUGAAGAGUUUAUAGAUUUUUCAGCGGUGAUCAGCUCACUAAAGCGCGCUUAUAACGGCUACCAGUCACCCUACGACGACUCUAGUGAUGAAAUGAGUGGAUCAGGAAGUGGGAGUGGCUGUAUGGAGUCGUGCUUUUCUCCACCUCCCCCUUUCAUCACCGAAAAGCCGAAUACAGAAUGGUCCUCCACCUCACGCCUCCAUCCAUGCAACGUUCUUCUUUUUCUUCUUCUGUUGGUUCUGUCCAUCCUCACAUCUCUCAGCCAGCAGAGAUAAUGCGUGCUUUUCCACCCGUCUCUGUUUUCGCGUAAGCUGGGUUGAGGACUCCAGGAUGAAAGAAGUGAAAUCGACUUAACGGAUGUUCAUGUCGUUCCUGUCCACUUCAUUUAUUUCCAUUACGGUUUCUUUGGUGGCAUCCUCUUUUAUUUUCACUUAAUAACCACUACGUUUUUACCUGCUUCGAUUAUGUCUAUAACGUCCUUUUGAUUAACAGUCGGUUCAUUUAUGAACAUUUUAAAGAUGCUUUGAGUAGAAUUUGGGCUCUUAGAGGUUGUGAACUUCAUCAAAAAAAAUCAUUUCAAAUGACUUGUUUGCACAGGUACCUGAAGCCCCGCCUCCCAGAAUCGACGUUGUCAUGGCGACAGUGGACAUUAGCUAAAUUGACUUUCAAUUCACUUAGUUAGUCCAUAUUUACUCAUUUUCUUUUGUCAUUACUCCUUUUUGGGGCUGGAAUGAAGGGACUUUAAUGUUGUACAAUACACAUACAGUACACUUGAUACACUCGUUUUGUUCACCAGAUAUUUCCACAUUAUUAGUAAUAAUAAUAAUAAUAAUAAUAAUAAUAAUAAUACUGUGCUUUGCAUAAGUAUUCAAGCUCUUGAACUUCUCCACAUUUCGUGUGUUACAACCUGGAACUGAAAACGACUUGGAUCGACACAAAAUAGCACGUAUAAUGAAUAUAGUCUGCAAUAUUAUUUGUGAAUUAAUGUUUUAAUGGUGAAGCAUGGUGGCGGUAGCAUCACGUCAUGAGGAUACUGUUCAUCAGCAGGGACUGUAGAGGAUAUAGAGGAUGGAGCUAAAUACAGGGCAAUCGUAGAAGAAAACCUGUUCCAGUUUGCAAGCGAGUUGAGACGGGGCGGAGCUUCACCUUCUAAUGUGGGCGGAGCUUCACUUUCGAACAGGACACGCAUAUUGGUAAAGCUACACUGUAGUGAUGCAAAAGCCAAGAACCAUUUCCUAUAGAGUUAUAUCCCUGAAGAUUUGCAGCUGUAAUUGCAGCCGAAAGACUCCUACCGAGUCUUGACCCAACAAAAUUUCUGCUUUUUUGUUUAACAAUAAAAUAAAUAUUUUGCACCUUCAAACGUCAGACAAUCAAAUGGUUAAAAAAACGAUGAAGUCUGCCUCAGUAGCAGGUUGUAACAGUACUAAAUGUGGCUUUGUGGUGUUCCACUACUUCUGUCUUGACCUUUAACUCCAUUAAGUUUCUCUGACUGUCUGUGAGAGGGAUUAAACCACUUGUCCAUAGAUCUAUAAACUCCUUUAUAUCAGCGGUUACACUCAGUGGCCACUUUAAUAGGAACACCUGUACCUCUGCUCAUUCAUGCAGUUAGCUGGUGCACAGGUGUUCCUAUUAAAAUGGCCGGCGAGUCUAAAUGUCACUGGUGUGAUUUGGAAAGGAGUCUUAUUUCCGAAUCUGAGCCACUUAGCGACGCUAAUAUGCAAUGCGUAACUACAGAAAUGUAUGCAGUAAGCCCUUUUAGCAUAAUAAGGUUCAUUUACAUGCAGAAAUAAACAGAAAUGUCUUUGAGUGAACGUU